GGGACACAUCGGGGACACGGGGCAGCGACCCCCGAGCGAUCCGUGAGGGGAUCGCCCUCAGCCCGGGCGGCGCGGCCGGGGCAGGGCGGGGCUGGGCCCGCGGGCGGGCCCCGCUGAUCCCACAGCGACCCCACGGAGAUCAACCCCACGGAGAUCGACCCCACGGACACCGACCCCGCGCCGUCCGCAGCAUCCCCGCGGCUCGCAGCGCGCUCGGCCCCGCCGCACGGGGCUGCGGGGGAUGCCCGGAGCAGCGCGGCCCUCGCCGGGCCCCCGCGGCCGCCCCCCGAGCCCCGCGGGCCGCGGGCGGGCGGCGGGCACGGGCCGGGCCCGGCUCGGGGGGGGCCGCGCCGCCGCCCCCUGAGGCUCCGCCGGCCCUGCCGGGGCUCCCGGGCCGGGGCCGGCGGGGAGAGCGAGCCCGGGGCGCCCGGGAGGGCGGCGGGAGCGGCAGCGCCGGCUGCUUGCGCUUUUCUGCUUUUUCACUUUCUUAAAAAAAAAAUUAGUAUUCUUUACGGUGUUUUUAAAACUUUUUUUUUUUUUUUUGAGUUUUUAAAGUUUUUUUUUUUUUUUUUUUAACGUUCAAACAUUUCAACUUUCCGACGCCAGCGCAAAGUUUUGCCGGGAUCGGCGGGACCGCGUGAGCGUGCGGAGCCGAGGCCAUGCGGUGAGCGAGUCUUGUGAAGAAAGCAAUCUGAGGACCAUGCAUCCGUGACUCUUGGAACCAGCCUGUGAGCCAGGGCGAUGGAAGUUCUGGAGGGCCGCCAGCGUACUGCUUCCGUGAGCAUUCCCAAUGGAUUUGCCAACAGGAUUUUCCAAGGGAGCAUGGAGGGAGGGAGCACUGAUGCCUUGGAGGCCUGUGGUGCUGAGCACUGCGCCUCUGGUGAUGCAAACCCCGGUGAGCAGGAGGAAACACACAGGUAUAAGAAAACAACCAAGGGCAGCCGGAUCUGGAAUUUCGUCAGACGAAGGAAAGGACUCUCCACGAAUAAAGACAGACCCCAGUCCAUGAUUCUGCUGGGAGUUGCCUCUGAGGUCUCAGAAUUAAAAAAGCCAUCCUUCAUGGACAGGGUACGCUCGUCAAAAAAGGGAAGAUCCUCCAGGACGCCCAAGAACGUGGAUUUGAGAGCACCCAGAGCGCAGGAUGUGUGUGACCCUGAGGAGGAGCUUCCCUGCAGUGGGCAGAGAGCUGUCUACAGGGUGAAGAAGCUGGGGGACGGCCGGAGGCCCUCCCGCCACUCCUACGCCGGCUACAUCGAGGACUUGGACUCUUCCUUUGAGGACAUAGAGCUGAACAUCAGCAUUCCUGAACUCGAUGCCACUGAAAGUAAAUGUCUCAGGGAUAUCAGUGGCAGAUUACACGGUGAGGAUAAUGAUGGGAACUGCCACAGAGGACCAGCCAGGAAAAGCGAGUCUUUGAAUUUUGAGCACGUUAAGAGUUCUGCAAUUACAGAAGGGGACAAUCAAAAGAGGUGUGCUGUGCUCCCACAGGAGAGCAGGAGAGGAAGGAGCUCUGAUGUCUGGAGCUAUCUGAAAGGAAUUUCAUUAGCUAGCAAAGAUAAUUCAAAGCUCCCAGAUCAAAGGGCUGAAACCAAUUUUCAGAACGUGGAAAACACAACGGAUCAUUCCGCUUCUUACCUGGACUUUGAUACGAGGUGUGAGGAGAAUCUCAGCCAGCGAAAAAAACCCAACGGUGCCGCCAAAGCCACUCACUUUGGGGGCGUAGUGAGGUUCCUGAGCAGCGUGGCCGAGGCGGCUCGGCGGCUGCGGGGCUCCUCCAGAGCCUUCUCCCCCGAUGAGAAGAGGCCUCAGCGCAGUUUCCGGGGCCGCAGGCAGGACGCUGCCUCCCCCAAGGAGGGGUUGGUCAUGGAGAACGAGAGCGCCAAGGCCUUUUGCACGGUGGGAGCCUGUCUGCAGUCCCCGGAUUCCGGCACCUGGGAGAACCUGAGCUUUGAGAGUUUAGCGGGGAGGGAGAACUGCAGAACCGCGGAUGGGCUGAAAGGCCUCGGUUCCUCUGGUCUGGACAGUGGGAAUGACAGGCUGGAUGGAGCCCCGUGUGCUCCCUCUGGGCCAGAACCACCCGUGUCCCAGCUGGCAGAGCUCGCAGAUGGGUCUUUCAUUGAGCUGAACAGCAAGGACCCCUCUGAGGAUCUGGUUGAGCUUCCACAGAUGACUCUGGCUGAACCAAUUCAGGACUUGGGCACGACUCCAGAGAAGACCCAGGUCAUGGCUGGGGACCUGCUGCCCUCCCGUGAUCUUUCUGUGAAUACUUGGGAUUCUGGGGGCCUGGGCUGUUCUCCAGCUGUCAGUGGGGACUUUUCUGCAGAAACUGAAGUGCAGACCCACCUCCCACUGGCAUCGCCAGCUAAACUUGAUUCUGGGGACGUGGCUUGUGCCCCAGUGGUUGCUAAAGACAUGGAUCCAUCUCCAGCAGUUGCUCAGGAGCUUUCAGAGACAGAACUGGAUAAUCAGGACUUUAGAAAUCCUGAGCUGCCUUUGCAAAACUUGUCUGGAGGUGAGCUGGAGUUUCAAGACACUGGCAGUGCCCUGGAGAGGGUCGUGGGCAGGGACCUGCCACCUUCCCUUGAUCUUCCUGUCAAUAAUCUGGAUGCUGCAGAUCUGGGCUGUUCUCCAGCUGCUGAUGGUGCCUUUCCUGCAGCCACUGAGGCUCAGACCCACCUCCCACAGACAUCACUGACUAAACUUGAUACUGAGGACGUGGCAUGUGCCCCAGUGGUUGCUAAAGACAUGGAUCCAUCUCCAGCUGUGGCUCAGGAAAUUUCAAGGACAGAACUGGAUAAUCAGGACUUGAGAAAUCCUGAGCUGCCUUUGCAAGACUCGUCAGGAGGUGAGCUGGGUAUUCAGGACUCGGGCAGUUCUGCAGAGACAUCACAGGUUGUGGGCAGGGAUGUGCCACCUUCCCCUGAUCUUCCUGGGAAUGAGCUGGGUGCUGUGGACUUGGACCAUUCCCCAGCUGCCAAUGGUGACUUCUCUGCAGCACCUGAGGCUCUGAUCCACCUUCCCCAGGCAGCUCUGAGUGAAGAGGUCCAAGACACUGUCAGUAGUCUGGAGAAGAGUCAGGUCAUGGGCAGGGACCUGCCACCUUCUCCUGACAUUCCCGAGAACAUUCUGGGUGCUGCGGACAUGGGAUGUUCCGCAGUUGCCGACGUGGACUUUUCCAUAGUGACUUUUUUAAAGUGUUCCACAGUGAAAAGGCAGAGUUUGAAACAGCCUGGUGGCCGCAAUAAAAAGCGGGGAACCGCUUCAUUUGUGGAACAAAACUCUGUGGAGGUCAUGGACAGAGUGGAAGAGUUUGAGUGCAGACCCUUCCAAGUGCACGUCUCGAGGAUCGUCUCUUCCGGACGCCUCAAAAAUGGAAAGGCGCAGGCGGAGCCCUGGAGGGCGCUGGUGCAGCGCUGCCGCUCGGAGCCGCUGUCGCAGAGCGCCCCCAUGGGGCUGGACCAGCUGGGGGGGCGCAUGCAGCACCUGCUGCGCCGCCGCGCUGAGAACGAGCAGGCUUCAAAGACCCUGAAGGUGCGCGGGAACUGCAGGAACGGCCGUCGGUGGAACCUCUUCAAGCCCGGAGCUGAGAAGCUGCAGAUCAGUCGGCUGAUCAGUGGUGGCUCCAUUGUCAGUGCUGAGGCAGUAUGGGAUCACGUCACCAUGGCCAACCGGGAGUUGGCGUUUAAAGCAGGAGACGUCAUCAAGGUCCUGGAUGCUUCCAACAAGGACUGGUGGUGGGGGCAGAUCGACGAUGAGGAGGGAUGGUUUCCCGCCAGCUUCGUGAGGCUGUGGGUGAACCAGGAGGAUGGGGUGGAGGAGGGAACCAGCGAGGUGCAGAACGGGCACCUGGACCCCAGCGCCGACUGCCUGUGCCUGGGCAGGACCGUGCAGAACCGCGACCAGAUGAGAGCCAACGUCAUCAACGAGAUCAUGAGCACCGAGCGCCACUACAUCAAACACCUCAAGGACAUCUGCGAGGGUUACUUAAAGCAGUGCAGGAAGAGGAGGGACAUGUUCAGUGAUGAGCAGCUGAAAAUCAUCUUUGGGAACAUUGAGGACAUCUACAGAUUUCAGAUGGGAUUUGUGAGGGACCUGGAGAAGCAGUACAACAACGAGGACCCCCAUCUCAGCGAGAUCGGGCCGUGCUUCCUGGAACACCAAGACGGCUUCUGGAUCUAUUCAGAGUACUGUAACAACCACCUGGACGCGUGCAUGGAGCUCUCCAAGCUGAUGAAGGACAGCAGGUACCAGCACUUCUUCGAGGCGUGCCGCCUGCUGCAGCAGAUGAUCGACAUCGCCAUCGACGGCUUCCUGCUGACGCCCGUGCAGAAGAUCUGCAAGUACCCCCUGCAGCUGGCAGAGCUGCUCAAGUACACGGCCCAGGAGCACAGUGACUACAGGUACGUGGCUGCUGCCCUCGCCGUCAUGAGGAACGUGACCCUGCAGAUCAACGAGCGCAAGAGGAGGCUGGAGAACAUCGACAAGAUAGCUCAGUGGCAGGCCUCUGUCCUGGACUGGGAGGGGGACGAUAUCUUGGACCGCAGCUCGGAGCUGAUCUACACGGGGGAGAUGUCCUGGAUUUACCAGCCUUAUGGACGGAACCAGCAGCGAGUGUUCUUCCUCUUUGAUCACCAGAUGGUUCUCUGCAAGAAGGAUCUGAUCAGGAGGGAUAUCCUGUAUUACAAAGGGCGCAUAGACAUGGAUAAAUAUGAAGUGGUGGAUAUAGAAGAUGGGAGAGAUGAUGACUUCAAUGUCAGCAUGAAGAAUGCCUUCAAACUGCAUAACAAGGAGACUGAGGAAAUGCACUUAUUCUUUGCCAAGAAACUGGAGGAGAAGUUACGAUGGCUUAGAGCUUUCAGAGAAGAAAGGAAGAUGGUAAAAGAAGAUGAAAAGAUAGGCUUUGAAAUUUCUGAGAAUCAAAAGCGGCAAGCGGCAAUGACAGUAAAGAAAGUCAGUAAGCAAAAAGGUGUGAGCUACUCCAAGUCGGUUCCUCCAGCCUACCCACCACCCCAGGAUCCAUUAAAUCAGGGACAAUACAUGGUGACAGAUGGCAUAUCCCAGUCCCAGGUCUUCGAGUUCACCGAACCCAGACGCAGCCAGGCACCAUUCUGGCAAAACUUCAGCAGGUUAACACCAUUCAAAAAAUAAUACCUAGAGAGAUGGAGAAUUUUAACUUAAAAAAGAACUAAAAUUUAAAAAAUAAAAAUAAAUAAAAUUAUAUUUAUAGAUGGACCUUUUUUCGGAGAAGCACUGUUGCAACUAAAUAUAUAUACAUAUAUAUAUGUAUACACACAUUUUAAAAAUAAUAAUAUAUAUACAUAUAUGUAUAUAUAUAGAAGGACCAAAAACUUUUUUUUUUGUUGUUUUUGGGAAGUAAUCUGCUACUAGAUACUAGGAAGCACCAAUGAUUUCUAACCAUGUGACCUGUUUUAUUUUAUUACUCCAUUGGUUGGACAUUUUUUGUCGUUGUUUUUGUUUUUGUUUUUUUUUCUCAUUUCCAUCCGAGUCGUCCUUGGCAUCCCAGAACGCUUUCUCGCUUGUGUGACUCCAUCAUGGAACUCCUCAUGGACUACAUUGGUGUAUAUUUCCUUUGAUUUUAUUUAUGGGGGGGGUGUGUUUUGUUUGGUUUUUUUUGGAGUGCUGGGAGGUUUUUGCUGCCUCUCCCUCCCUCCCUGUGCGUCCCUCCCUGUCCUGCAUCCCCCGGUCUGACUCGUGCCUGUCUGGAUGUGCUCCCCGUGCUCCCGCUCCGCUGCUCAGUAUUUCUCUGGCUUUAACUGUUCUCUCGUGGGCAGGUGAAACCCAGCAGAAGGGCAAGCAGCUCUUUAGGAAGUGAGAGAUGGGUUUUCCUCAUUUUUUUUGCAUUUUUUUUUAAGCACUUGUCUUUUUCUCAGCUCGGUGUGAUUUGUUCACACUCGGAGUAAGACGGAGAAAAGAGAAUCAGAGGCUUUUCUUCUUUUUGCUUUCUUUCUGUGGGCUUAUCUUUGAUUUAUUUUCUUUUCAAGCUGAGACACUUGAAAAGCCCACUCCUAUCUUUGUUUCCCAUGCAAAGAUAAAAGCUUAAAAACCAACGGCUUCAUGCCUGUGUUGCAGAGAGGAAAAUUGGCUCCGAGGCUCCGACAAGCCAAGUUUUCUGUCUUCAGGAACUAAGGUCCCAUCCUUUGGCCAGGCUCAGCCUGCACAGCAGCCCCCAGCAGAGCCCUGGUUGCCAUUUGCAGGAGCAGUGACCCCAAAACGAGGCCCCUGGCUGCUCUCAGUGCCCUCCCCACUCGGGUCCCCCCAAGCUCUGCCCCGUUUCAGUGCCAGGGUCCCAAGCCAGCCCUGAGCUGAGCCCUGAGCUCCCUCCUGCCAGGAGCUCUGGCUGUCACUGGCCAUUGUGCCCGUGUCCUGUGCCCAGUCCCAGCCUGUGCUGCUCCAGUCCAGCCCCUCCGUGGCUCCAGGUCUCCUUCUCUCUCUUUUUCUCCCUCUGGAGAGUCACAGCUCUAUUUUUAAAGACCCUUCCUAUAAUUUCAGCCUUAAGUGCAUUUGUUUGCAAGUGGUUAAGCUUGUUAAACAGACCAUUGUCAGGAGGAGGAUUUUUAUUUUUUUCCUAGGGCAAAUGAGACUGUUUAACCAGAUUUAGAAGAUGAACUUGAAAUCUUUGCAGAGCUAUUCUGCAAACUCCUUUGAAAAAGUGGGAUGAAGUGAUUGAUCAUGGUAUUUGUCAUUUUCUGUGGAAUCUGAUCCACCACAUAAGCACUCCAGGACAAAGAGUUUUUAUUAUUAUUAUUAUUUUUUUUUUUUUUUUGCCCCUAAGAAAUCCAAGUGAAUGGGAAGAGCAGAGAGUGUGAUUUCAUUGUUUCCAUGGAGCCUGUUUUAUUUCAGGGCAUAUCACAAGGACGGCAUUAUUUUUAUUUAAAUCCAAAAAGAAAAAAAUCCCUCUUAUACUUUUGAAUAAUCUAGACACUCUCAAUAACCAGCAAAGCCAGAUUAGUGUUUUGGAGAGGAGGAGUGGCCCCUCUGUGACAGGCAAACACCCAGAAUCCCAAAUAGGAAGCAACCCAGUUUUAUAUCAGAAAUUAUUUUUAUGCUCUUUUGUAUCUUUGCAUUUUUAUGGCUAGAUUUUAAUAUGGGGUACAUAGCAAAUAUUGUUUUGUUCCUUUAACAGAAUGGGUAUUUAAAGCAGUGCAUGAGAUGGGUUUUGUCAGUUAACUGAAAUGUUUUACUCUUUCUGUAUGGCUGGAGAGAGGCAGAGAGAGAGAGAGAGAGAAAGAGAGAGAGAGAUUCCAAAAUGUUGUCAACAUGAUGAAAAUUUCACUUACUCCUUUUGCCUUUUUAAUUGCUUAGGGGAAAAAAAAAAAAAAAAAAAAAGAAAAACCAACCAAGUAACAAGCACAUUAGUUAAGCCUGUUCAUUUACUGUUUUGUGCCUCAGAGAGUGAGAAUGAGACAUCCAUAAUUUUUAUGAGAAGAUGCUUCCUAAAUAUUCAGCACUAGGAAAAAAGAAACACCACCGCCACACCAUUAUUUGCAUCAUAAAUCAAGAUCUGACAAGGCCACUUGUUGGACUGGCAGCUUCUUUGUUAAGUGGGAAGCCUGCAGGGACGAGGAGGGGCUUGGCUCCCGGGGGGCCCUCAAGAAAAGCUCUUGCCCUCCCUAAAAUUGCCAAGGUGCUGCAGGAGAUGGAGCUCUGGCACCAAGAAGAACCAGCACUGGGUGCCCUUGAGCCCCUUGAGCAGGGAGCAGGGCUGGAGCCCGUGUGAGCACACGGGGGUGACUUGACUGAGCAUCUGGUACAGACUUUUUCAGGAGGAACCCACUUCCCAUUCCAUAUGCAGAACAAAAAAAAAAAAAAAAAAAAAAAAGAAAAAAAAGAAAAGAGAGUUGUAACAAACUUACAUGUUUACGGUAUUUCUCUGGCUGAAUCUAUAUAUAUAUAUAAAUAUAUAUAUAAAAAAUAAAAAGAAACCUCUUCCCUAGGUAAACAACAUGCAUUACCCUUAACCUAGACACUAGAACAGAGGAUCUAAAUUCAAGACUUUCGCCUCCCCACCCUCUCCAAAAAGUCAAACAAGAACCAACCUAGGUGCAUCUAACAGUUGUAAAUAGAAAAUACUACAUAGAGAAAUAUAUUUGGAAUUUGUUUCAGUUUCUGGAUGGGCACCAGCCGUCCAUUGCAAUGUUAUUGAUAGUACACUGUGGUGCUUUGGGUUUCUGGUUUUGUUCUCUUUAUGCUCUGUCAUCUUUUCAUUGCAGCUACAUUUCAGGGAACAUGUAUAUUUAGUAGCUAUUGUAAGUUCUGCAUGGCAUCACCAAGCUUAUUUUUCCUUAAGAAGAAAAGAAGAGUCUGUAGGAGCUUAAAGGCACUAUGACGACAGGGACUUGUAGCAGAGAAUUUAAAAAAAGAAAAAAAAAAAAAAAAAAGGUUUUUAAAAUUCUAGUUUGAAGCCAAAUACCGAUAUUUUAGUGCUUUUGGGGUUUUAACAGUAAGAGCAAAAAAAAAAAAAAAAAAAGAAAAAAAAAAAGAAAAAAAGGAUUUUGGUAACCCAGCUGAUCCGCACUUGCCAGUUUUAUUAUUUUGUUUAUAUUGGACUGUUUGACCCUGUCAAACAAGUGUCAAAGUUGUGUGUAUAAAACAAACAAAAAAAGUGUUUAAAAAAAGUGUUGUAAAGACACUGAGCCUUAUGAAAAUAUUUAUGGAAUUAAAUAAAAAGAAGUGAAAAGGCA
Oenanthe melanoleuca is the source of this 8702-nucleotide messenger RNA. RefSeq names its product Cdc42 guanine nucleotide exchange factor 9 (gene ARHGEF9). Bases 742 to 5148 code for a protein of 1468 amino acids. Gene Ontology annotation, molecular function: guanyl-nucleotide exchange factor activity; protein binding. The record is from RefSeq and is a predicted model, not a curated record. The transcript has 13 exons. NCBI's taxonomy places the organism in Eukaryota, Metazoa, Chordata, Aves, Passeriformes, Muscicapidae.